Molecule: messenger RNA, 1800 nt
Organism: Oncorhynchus kisutch (coho salmon)
Lineage: Eukaryota; Metazoa; Chordata; Actinopteri; Salmoniformes; Salmonidae
Product: vasopressin V2 receptor-like
Exons: 2
Coding region: 218-1291 (357 amino acids)
Biological process (GO): positive regulation of vasoconstriction; cellular response to hormone stimulus; G protein-coupled receptor signaling pathway
Cellular component (GO): plasma membrane
Molecular function (GO): peptide binding; vasopressin receptor activity
Source: RefSeq, a predicted model, not a curated record
UUAGCCUAAACGCAACUUAACUUGCUCACUCAGACUUGCUUUUUAUUGUUAUUUGAGAAGUUAAGAUCAGAUAUGGUAGGUAAAUCAUAACAAUAGUAUAAUAGCAUAUCAACGUUUCUCAUUUAGUCAGUGUAUGAAUCUUUGUAUUUGUUUCUCUACAAGAAGAACAUUCGUGCGUAAAGUUGCGGGCCUCCUCUUCGCUCUCCAUCAGUAAACCAUGCACCCGUUUAACAGCAGUCUCGGUAACUUUAGUAUGAUGAUGGAGGUUGAGGACACGCCCCGGGAUGAAAAUCUUGCCAAAGUAGAGAUCGCGCUGCUCAGUGUUAUCUUCGUAAGCGCCUCUAUCCUGAACACCGGACUAUUACUGGUUCUGUGGAAGCGGCGCAAACAGGUCUCCAGGAUGCGUGUCUUCGUGUUCCAUCUGUGCAUCGCAGACCUGGUGGUUGCGUUUUUCCAGGUUUGCCCGCAGCUCAUGUGGGAAAUUACUGACAGGUUCAUUGGACCAGACCUGGUUUGCCGCUUGGUGAAGUAUCUGCAGGUAGUGGGCAUGUUUGCGUCCACCUACAUGAUUGUGGUGAUGACCAUUGACCGCUACCAGGCUAUAUGCAACCCCAUGGUCAAGUUUCAGAGGAGGCACGCGCGCUGGAACAUCCCAGUGUGCGUCGCCUGGACGAUCUCCCUCGUGGGCGGCCUGCCUCAGAUGUUCAUCUUCUCGAGGGUCCAGGUGGCGCCCGGGGUGUUCGACUGCUGGGCGGACUUCAUCCAGCCCUGGGGCCUGAAGACCUACAUCACUUGGACCACGCUGGUCAUCUUUGUCUUACCCAUUUUAACUGUGGUGGUGUGCCAGGUGCAAAUAUGUCGAGCCAUCCAGGUCAACCUUUAUCUAAAGACGCAUCAGGAGGGGGGCAGCGGCGUGGCCUUUCGACUGCCCUCCAGAACCAGCAGCGUGGCCGGGGUAUCCAAAGCACGAAUCAAGACCGUGAAGAUGACGGUGGUUAUUGUGUUCGUCUAUAUCAUCUGCUGGACUCCGUUCUUCAUGGUCCAGCUUUGGUCUGUUUGGGACAUGGACGCGCCGACGGAAACGACAACGUUCACCAUCCUGAUGCUGUUGGCGAGUCUGAACAGCUGCACAAACCCCUGCAUCUACCUGCUCUUCAGCGGCCAGCUGCCCAAGAAGCUGGAAACGGUGCUGUGCCGGAGUCCGUCCGAAGUGAAAGACUCCAUUAAUGAUGAGGCCGCGGUGGUCAGCUCGCUCUACGUGAGCUUCAAAAGCAUUUCCGACUCCAAAUAGAACGCACGGUUUUCAAAUCCCCACGGUGUGUUGGGAAGCAAGUGACUAGAGACACGCACAGUCAAUCAGGUAACCAACGGCGAGUCAAGGGCAGUUCUAAUGACGGGCCAUUUACUCCCUCGAUAUCAUGGUCAGGAUGUAUCAAGUGAUCUUUCGGGGACAUUAAAGCACUCACUAUAAUGGCGCCAGAAAUAGGUAGGAUAAUUGUGAGUAGGGUAUUUGCGCAAAUAAGCGCCAAAUCCUGGGGGGUAAACCCCCGCUAAUGGAUAAGCAGGUGGCAGGCGGUUGGUGCUGUAGGCUGGUGCUGGGUGUCACAGGGAGCUAAAUCACGGUUGUAAAACCUCUGUCAGACAACAUAGUAAUGAGAGACAUUGUGACAAGGUGUGGUGAACAUCUCGGUGGAGUCCAGAAAAUAGAUUCGUUUGGUACCUUAUGUGAAUAAUCUAGUCUAACAAAAUCCAUGUUAACACCUGCAAAUGGUUUGACAAAAUAUUGUAUAGCAGGCAUAU